UCAACUUCAAAUUGGUGUCGUUAUUUUUCUGAAUUACAAGAAAAAGCUAAUCCAGAAGAUUUAGUUAUUAAAUUUACGGUAAAUAAUAGUACCGUAACACAUAAUGAUAGUCAACAGCUUAAUGCCACUCCGGUUAAUAAUUUGCAGAUGCGUGUCAAAAGAAAAGCAACUUCAAUUUCAGUUCAAAAUGACAAUGUAAAUUCAACAACAGAUCAAAGUGUCAACGUGUUGUCUCCUUCUUUGAUAAAGAGGGUUAAAAAAUAA
Dentiscutata heterogama is the source of this 264-nucleotide messenger RNA. NCBI's taxonomy places the organism in Eukaryota, Fungi, Glomeromycota, Glomeromycetes, Diversisporales, Gigasporaceae. The record is from the annotation of a GenBank genome assembly.